AUGAGUUUGCGUCAUAGUCACUCUGCAAAGUCUCCUCCGCAUACGCCUCAGCAUCAACUACGCAGCAGCAAUACCUCCUUUGCGAGUACGUCGUCUGCCAGCUCCGCAUUCCGUGCCGAAGAAGAUGCUAUUAUUUUCGAAUUAGGAACGCGGUGGCUCCGGGCUGGAUUUGAAGGGGAGAGUACGCCCUUGUGUAUGGUAGGAUUUGGUCCCGAGGAUUCGCGGAGGGUUGGAGACUACAGAGGGUGGCUGAAAGGCAGCGCUGGGCCGGACGGUUCACCGUCAUUGCCAGCUCAGGCAGAAAGCUGGACGGGCGCAUAUGAGUUGUGGGGGAUGGACCUGCGCGAUAUCGACCUGGGACUUGUUGAGGAUAAAAUUGAGCGAGCGUUUCGAGAAACGUAUAACAAGUACUUGUUGACAGAUGCUGGUACAUCACGGCUCGUUCUCGUCGUACCGUCUCUCUUACCACACCCGUUACUGUCCUCCAUACUAUCGACGUUGUUUAGCCGAUGGCGGUUCCCAAGCAUCUCGUUGCUGAACAGCGCUGCAAUGGCUACGAUUGCAGCUGGUCUGCGUUCAGCUUUGGUGGUUGACUUGGGAUGGGCGGAGACUACUGUUUCUGGGAUCUAUGAAUAUCGAGAGGUUGCAAUUAAAAGGAGCACCAGGGCCAUGAAACCUUUGCUACAUGAAGUAGGUCGAAUGCUUACGCGUGUUGCCUCUGGAAGCGGCGGGGAGACGCACGCUAGCGAUGAGAUCUCAGUGGAAUUUGAGUUCUGUGAAGAGCUUGCCAGCCGAUUUGUGUGGUGCAAGCCUUUGGGUCACCAGUCUCACGAGGCCUCUGAAGAACCUUAUGAGCAACCGAUGGCUUCAAUUAUGCAGAAGACAGUGUCAAUCCCUUCUCCCUCAAAUCCCGGUUCUUCCUAUGUUGAACUUCCUUAUAUUAGACUCGCAGAGCCCGUGGAAAGGGCUCUUUUCGCCGACGGUGUAGCCGACUGCGACUUGGACGAUGAAGAAAAACCUAUCCCUUUAUUGGUGUAUAACGCACUGUGCAGUCUACCACCAGAUGCCCGCGGAAUAUGCAUGUCGCGAAUUGUAUUCAUUGGCGGUGGAGCCAAAAUCCCAGGUAUCCGCCGGCGAAUUCUUGACGAGGUAGCCCGCCUUGUUGAAAAAUAUGGCUGGAGUCCUGUCCGCGGCAAGGUCAUUGAACAACAGAGACAAAAGCUGCACGCACUGAAGCUCUCCCCCCGGCCGAUAUCUACCGAAACUACGGAAAAAAACGCAACCGAACUCCCAAGUCCCGCCCCCGAACAAACCGACGAAGAAAAUGAAGAUGAAGCGGAGAUCGAUCCCAUCGAACAGAAACUCCUUCGCAACAAAGAUAAGGAUAGCAAACCUCCUGUCCAAGGUGUCCUCCGCGAAGUCGAGUCUCUCGGGCCCUGGGCCGGAGCCAGUCUUCUUACUAGCCUCAAGAUUCGUGGUCUCGUUGAGAUCGAACGAGAGAAGUACCUGCAACAUGGACUUGCAGGUGCCAGCCGGGAUUUAGAAACGCAUGGCCACAUUCCUGAUCGACGGUCAGGCCUUCGAGCUGGCGGAGAUAGAUCUAGCUGGACUUUAGCCGGCUGGGGGUGA
Aspergillus ochraceoroseus IBT 24754 is the source of this 1629-nucleotide messenger RNA. RefSeq names its product putative actin-related protein RO7. The coding region runs from base 1 to 1629 and encodes 542 amino acids. The record is from RefSeq and is a predicted model, not a curated record. The transcript has a single exon. Gene Ontology annotation, biological process: microtubule-based movement. NCBI's taxonomy places the organism in Eukaryota, Fungi, Ascomycota, Eurotiomycetes, Eurotiales, Aspergillaceae.